CCGACUCCGACGAUUCCAGGUAACUGUUCAAGUCAUUAACUCGUCAAAGUGGCGGACGUACCUAAGGCACUACAGCGGCAGGCCUUCGUACACAUGCGAAGGAUGCUGGAAGGGCGUCGUCGCGCAUCAGCUCGGGCUCCUCCAGCCCCCCGUUGAGCAGCAUGAGUCAGAUCCGGGUCCAUCUGCGGAAGGGUACGUCUACAAGGUGUCUGAGGAAGAGAUCAAGCGUGGUGCUGAGCAGGGCUGUCGCUGGUGUGAGCUCCUGAGCAAGUGGGGGGCCUCCUCAAUACGUUCGCCGUCGACACAGCCUGUGCCGCCGUCAGAGAACAUUGUGGAGAUCAGGGUUGGCUACGCGGAGGGCUGCGUUGACAUCACUAUUAACGGCCAUCUGAGCUGGUUUGGAUAUGUGUACACGACGGAAGACGACCCUGCAGCUGCUUAUGUGCCUGGACGGAACCUUUUCUGCGAAGUGGGCUCGGAACGUGCUCUCUCACUCGCAAUGGAGCUGUUGCACGACUGCAACCUGAAUCACAGUGGCUGUCCACCGGAGCCCUACUCUGUUCUACCUACACGCGUGAUCGACUGCAGUGAUCCCUCGCGGCCGCGUCUCUUGACCGCCGAUGGCGUGCGGGCACGCUACGUCGCCCUCAGUUAUGUGUGGGGCGAGGCGCAAGAGCACAAGACGACCACGGAGAACAUAGAUGCCUACUUGCGCUCCAUCGAUGUCACAAUCCUUCCUCAGACGAUAGUAGACGCCAUCCAAGUCACGCACAGGCUAGGUCUCCAAUACCUCUGGAUUGACUCGCUGUGCAUCAUCCAGGACUCAGAGGACGACAAGAACCACGAGCUCGCUCACAUGCGCCACGUCUACGCUGACGCAUACCUGACUAUCAUUGCCGCGAGCGCGAGCCGCGUCAGCGCGGGCUUCCUCGAGCCUCGCACGGACACGCUCGGCACAGCUGCCCUUCAGCUGCCUUUCGUCGUUCCAAGUCGUGAUGCUGAUCUGGCCUCCCCCAGCGAAGCGCCAUCGUAUGGAGCAUACGACCCCGCGCGCGAGCCGCUGCACAAGCGCGGAUGGUGCAUGCAGGAAUACUUCCUCUCCCCGCGCAAGCUCAUCUUCGCCUCGCACACGCUCCAGUACGGCUGCUUCCACGGCGGCACGCGCAACAUCGCGCACGCGGAUAACCCGUGGUGGGUCUCCUCCGCGCGCGACCCCACCCCCUUCCGCCGCCUCCCCAAACUGCCUCCUUCUCCCUCGCCGACCGAGCCUGCCCCUGCGCGGGAGCACGUUGAGGCUCUGCGCGGGGCGUGGAAAGCCACCGUCGAGAACUACACCAAGCGCGCGGUGUCGGUCCCGAGCGACAAGCUCGUCGCGCUCUCCUCGCUCGCCGAGGAGUUCUCGCACGCCGUCCAGUCCCCGUACGUCGCCGGGCUCUGGGCGCGCACGCUCCUCCCGGACCUGCUGUGGUCAAAAGAGCGCGCGGCACACUUCGCCUCGAGGCCACGGGAGUACCGCGCGCCGUCGUGGUCGUGGGCCGCGGUCGAUGGUCCCGUCAACCCCGGGAACGCGUACUUGAUGAGUGAUCAUGAGAAGGUCAUCGCGGAGGUCGUGAAGUGCAAGACAGUGUUGAAGAACCCUGGGCUCCCGUUUGGUGAAGUCACUGGGGGCACGCUCGUCCUUCGAGCG
Dichomitus squalens LYAD-421 SS1 is the source of this 1687-nucleotide messenger RNA. Its product is annotated as HET-domain-containing protein. The annotation marks the transcript as partial. The transcript is spliced from 3 exons. NCBI's taxonomy places the organism in Eukaryota, Fungi, Basidiomycota, Agaricomycetes, Polyporales, Polyporaceae. The record is from RefSeq and is a predicted model, not a curated record.